AUGGGGUACUGUAACCGCUGCUUCUUCACGCUGUGCUCUCUUUUCCUUCUUCUCACGCUUCCUUCUCUCUCCGGCGCCGAUGACCGAUUCGAUUUUCCGGCGAAAAAGCUCAUCAGAGACCUUAAUCUUUUCCCAUCUCAAGAUGUCAACAUCGUUCGCCACUCGAAUUGUCACGCCAACAAAGUCGUCGAGAAACCCCUCAGAUUCCCAAACUUGCUGUCUUCACACUCUGACGUUUCCCUCGACAAUUUGACUCAUUGCGCUGGUUACUAUCCUAUUCUUCAUUCUCAUGCUGCCAGCAUGUUCUACUUUUUCUUUGAAUCACGGAACAGCAAGAAGGAUCCUGUUGUGAUUUGGUUGACUGGGGGACCUGGAUGUAGCAGUGAAUUGGCUGUGUUUUAUGAAAAUGGCCCUUUUAAGAUUGCUGACAAUAUGUCCCUUUUGUGGAAUGAUUAUGGUUGGGACAAGGUGGCCAACCUCCUGUAUGUUGACCAACCAACUGGAACUGGCUUUAGUUACAGUUCAGACAAGCGUGACAUUCGUCAUGAUGAAGAAGGUGUGAGCAAUGACCUGUAUGACUUUUUACAGGUCUUCUUUGCUGAACAUCCUGAGUAUGCAGAGAAUGACUUUUUCAUUACGGGUGAAUCAUAUGCUGGACAUUAUAUUCCAGCUUUUGCAGCUCGAAUCCAUAAGGGAAACAAAGCUAAAGAAGGAACUCACAUAAACCUAAAGGGAUUUGCCAUUGGUAAUGGGCUUACUGAUCCUGCGAUUCAGUAUAAAGCUUACACAGAUUAUGCACUAGACAUGGGCAUAAUUCAGAAGACUGAUUAUGAUCACAUCAACAAAUUGAUGGUCCCAGCCUGCGAAAUGGCAAUAAAACUAUGUGGCACUGAUGGAAAAAUUGCAUGCGCGGCUUCAUAUCUUGUUUGUAAUGCCAUAUUCAGUUCCAUCAUGUCACAUGCUGGCAAUAUCAAUUAUUAUGACAUCAGGAAGAAGUGUGAGGGAAACCUUUGCUAUGAUUUUUCGAAUAUGGAGAAAUUCUUGAACCUAAAAUCAGUUCGGGAUGCACUAGCAGUAGGAGAUAUUGCUUUUGUGUCUUGUAGUUCUACAGUUUAUCAGGCUAUGCUGAUGGAUUGGAUGAGGAACCUUGAAGUUGGUAUUCCUGCCCUUCUUGAGGAUGGAAUCAAUAUGCUUGUGUACGCUGGCGAAUAUGAUCUCAUCUGCAACUGGCUUGGUAAUUCAAAAUGGGUUCAUGCCAUGGAGUGGUCUGGCCAGAAAGAAUUUUUGACCUCACCCGAAGUUCCUUUCACAGUUGAUGACUCUGAAGCUGGAUUAUUGAAGAAUUAUGGACCACUAAGUUUCCUGAAGGUCCAUGAUGCUGGUCAUAUGGUGCCGAUGGAUCAACCAAAGGCUUCGUUAGAAAUGUUGAAGAGAUGGACUCAGGGAACUCUUUCAGAAUCUGGAGAUGAUGCGGAGAAAUUGGUUGCUGAGAUGUAA
Messenger RNA from Sphenostylis stenocarpa, 1497 nucleotides. NCBI's taxonomy places the organism in Eukaryota, Viridiplantae, Streptophyta, Magnoliopsida, Fabales, Fabaceae. The record is from the annotation of a GenBank genome assembly.